AUACAGGCUUUAUAUUAUAAUUUAUAUACGCCUGAGCUAGAGAGAGAAACUGACAAAGUGAAGAAGAUGAAGAGGUUAGAGGAUAGUGUUUGGUAGUGCCAGUGAAGGCACAUUGUCCUCCGCUUCUGCAUCCAUUCACGUAUCCCUAUCUACUCCAGCCUGUAGUCUCUUCUCUCGUUAGCUUAAGCAGCUGAAUCACAAUUUCUUCUUUCGUUGUCAAAAUCACUACGCAGUGAAGGAGCCCUAGAAGGGGAGCCGUAGCCAUGGAUCCAUGCCCCUUUGUGCGUCUAACAGUCGGGAAUUUGGCAUUGAAAAUACCUGUGGCUUCAAAGCCUGCUAGCUCUGUUGUUCACCCGUCCUCGUCGCCUUGCUUCUGCAAGAUCAAGCUUAAGCACUUCCCACCCCAGACGGCUGUUGUUCCGUGCAUCUCGACGGAGAGUCAAUUUCCCGACUUCCAGCACCAGGCAUUGUCGGCUACAUUUCACUUGAGCAAGUCUGACCUUGACAGGAUCGCUGCAAAAUCUAUUUUCGCUGGGAAACCGUGCUUGAAAAUCUCCAUCUACACAGGCCGGAGAGGGAAAACUUGUGGCGUUAACUCCGGGAGGUUACUAGGGAGGCUAACCGUGCCGUUGGAUCUGGCGGGAACGGAAUCUAAGGCUUAUGUGUUUCACAAGGGUUGGAUUUCUGUAGGAAAAGACUCAAAAGGAUCCUCUGCACAGUUUCACUUGCAUGUGAAGGCAGAGCCUGACCCGAGAUUCGUGUUUCAGUUCGACGGCGAGCCUGAGUGUAGUCCCCAAGUCUUCCAGAUCCAAGGGAAUAUCAGGCAACCGGUUUUCACUUGCAAGUUCAGCUUUAGGAGCACCGGUGAUCGGAACCAGAGAUCAAGAUCGCUACCUACAGAGUCUAGCGGCGCAAGGGGAUGGCUCAGCUCAUUUGGCAGUGAAAGAGAGCGACCCGGGAAGGAAAGAAAAGGCUGGUCUAUAACAGUCCACGACCUCUCUGGCUCUCCAGUUGCGACAGCUUCAAUGGUCACGCCAUUUGUGGCCUCACCCGGCUCAGACCGGGUCAGUCGGUCCAACUCCGGGUCCUGGCUCAUACUUCGACCUGGCGAUGGGACCUGGAAGCCAUGGGGUAGGCUUGAGGCGUGGCGCGAACGUGGUGCCUCCGACGGGCUGGGUUAUCGUUUCGAGCUAAUUUCGGACACUAACGGAGGCAUGGGUGCGGCCGGCAUUGUACUCUCGGAAUCCACGCUUAGUUCAAAUAAGGGCGGGAAGUUUGUCAUCGACCUUGGCGCCAACUCAAACGGGCGAGCGACGCUGAGUAGCACCACGUCACCGGCGUGUAGCCCGAGAGGCAGCGGGGAUUACGGGUAUGGAUUGUGGCCAUACUGUAUGUACAGCUUUGUAAUGUCGGCUAGCGUGGAAGGAGAGGGAAAGUGCAGUAAACCCUCUGUGGAGGUGAGCGUGCAGCACGUGAACUGCACAGAGGAUGCUGCUGCUUUCGUUGCUUUGGCUGCUGCCAUUGAUCUGAGCAUGGAUGCUUGCAGGCUUUUCUCUCAACGGCUGAGGAAGGAGCUGUGUCAGCAGAAUGACCUACUGGGUUGAUACGUCGUCGUCUUUGCGUCCCCUUUCAAAUUUUUAAGGUUUUUUUUACAGCAUUGCAGUGAAUAAUAGUCUUAAGUAGGGAGUAACUAACUGUGUACAGUUUGGGGGAAGAUUAGACAGGCACGCUUUGUUUUAACUUGUGUUAAUUGUUGUGUUUUUCUUGAGAUUAUUGUGUAGUCGCUGACUCAAAAAUCUUUAUUUUUUUAAAUUAAUUUGUAAUUUGGAAUGAUUGAUGAGGUGGAAUGGCAUGGUUUGUCAACUGUGAGUUGGCAAACUCCUUUGGAUC
Messenger RNA from Tripterygium wilfordii, 1890 nucleotides. RefSeq lists its product as uncharacterized. The record is from RefSeq and is a predicted model, not a curated record. The coding region runs from base 264 to 1604 and encodes 446 amino acids. NCBI's taxonomy places the organism in Eukaryota, Viridiplantae, Streptophyta, Magnoliopsida, Celastrales, Celastraceae. The transcript is spliced from 2 exons.